CAUCGAUGUUAAAUAAACAACGAUGAAUAUUGAGCAUCCCUACCACAAACUACGGUCUUUAUUGUCUGUCAGUCAGUCAUUGACAUGAGAUUGGUGUGAUAUGUCGGUAAAAAAUGGCAAAUCGAACAGUAAAGGACGCGAAAUCAAUUCGGGGCACUAAUCCCCAAUAUCUUAUUGAAAAAAUCAUUAGGUCACGAAUAUACGACUCCAAAUACUGGAAGGAAGAAUGUUUCGCUCUAACCGCAGAACUGUUAGUCGACAAAGCUAUGGAAUUACGCUAUGUCGGCGGUGUGCAUGGUGGUUUCAUUUAUCCUACUCCUUUUUUAUGUUUGGUGCUUAAAAUGUUACAAAUACAACCUGAGAAAGAUAUUGUAGUGGAGUUCAUAAAGAACGAAGAAUUUAAAUACGUUCGUGCUUUAGGCGCAUUUUACAUGAGACUCACAGGAACCUCGGUUGAUUGUUACAAAUAUUUGGAGCCACUUUACAAUGAUAACAGAAAAUUAAGACGCCAAAAUCGAGUUGGGCAGUAUGAAAUAGUGCAUAUGGACGAGUUUAUUGAUGAAUUGCUGAGAGAAGAGCGUUUAUGUGAUGUAAUUCUGCCCAGAAUUCAGAAAAGGCAUUUUCUGGAAGAAAAUAAUGAGCUUGAACCUAAAAUUUCUGCCCUUGAUGAUGAUUUAGAUGAUGAUAUGCCAUCUGAAGAGGAUAAUCCUGAAUCUGAAACCAAAGAAAAUAGAAGGGAUAAGGACAGAAGAGACAGGGAUAGAAGAAGAGAAAGAUCACGGGAUAGAGACAGAAGAGAGAAAGAUCGCAAACGUGACCGUUCCCGAAGUAGAGAUAGGGAGCGCAGGCGAGAGAGAGAUAGAGAACGCGAGAAGGACAGGGAUAGAGAGCGAGACAGAGUAAGAGAUGUGAGAGAGAGAGAACGUGAUAGGGACAAAGAGAGGAGAGAUAGAGAUCGCCAUGAAGUUGAGAGGCGACGAGACAGAGGUGGUAGAUAUUAAAUUUUAGUGUAAGAACAAUAUUAAAUUUAUGUAAUAAGAUUUUCUUUUUUUUUAUUCAACGCUUCUAUUACCUAUAAAUCUUUUCUUA
Molecule: messenger RNA, 1089 nt
Organism: Diatraea saccharalis (sugarcane borer)
Lineage: Eukaryota; Metazoa; Arthropoda; Insecta; Lepidoptera; Crambidae
Source: the annotation of a GenBank genome assembly